Trichoderma atroviride IMI 206040 is the source of this 3289-nucleotide messenger RNA. RefSeq lists its product as uncharacterized. The record is from RefSeq and is a predicted model, not a curated record. Lineage: Eukaryota; Fungi; Ascomycota; Sordariomycetes; Hypocreales; Hypocreaceae. Gene Ontology annotation, molecular function: zinc ion binding; DNA-binding transcription factor activity, RNA polymerase II-specific. Gene Ontology annotation, biological process: regulation of DNA-templated transcription.
AUGACCCUCGAGUUCAAUGUCAACGGCGGGGGCGAUGCCUUACUCGAUUUGACCUUUGAACAACAGCAGCGGGACCGGGCAGCUGCCUACGCCUACUCUACAACAACCACAGCUCACUCGAGUCCAGGGCCGUCGUCUCAUCUCGUCGCGGCAAUAGGCUCCUGGCCGCUACCCGUCAACAUGAACGCCGCCAGCGCCAUCAACUCUCCCCAGGAAGCUCGAGGCGGCUCUCCCGAGGAAUACCACCCAAACUCGCCUCUCUCACACAUGUCCAGCCCUCACAGUCACCCUUCGCCGGUCCAGCACUCGCCUUACCAGCAAGCGACGAACCCUCUGACCGACUGGGCUCUUCACCACCACCAGCAACAGGCUGCUCACCACCACCACCACCAGGCUUUGGCCGGCCAUGACAUGACGCACUAUAUCCAGGAAUCCACGCUGGUCAAUUACAAUGCGUACCCGAGCUACCAGCCAAAUCCCAUCGAUUAUCUACCGCCGACUACACAGGCUGCGAUGCAGACCCAUUUGCUAGAAUCACCGUUCAGCUCGAUGCCCCCUCUGGAUGACACCGCACAUGCAAUGCACUGGGGAGGUGCAGGGAUGGGAAACUGGCAGGACUUUCAAAACACUCUGCAGCUAGACGGAUUGCAGACUGUUGGCAGCAAUUCCCCCACCGGUACCUAUCUUGAGGUCCUUUCGCUGCCAUCCUCCUCUUCUGGCGAUGGCUGGGCGGUGGUGGACUGGGGAAAUCCCGGCCAUGAGCUGUUUCAACCUACUCCAAGCGCUGCCAUCUUCAACCCAUCGCAGACCCUGCACUUGAGGACCAACUCUGGUGGUUCAUCUGACGGUGGACGCUCAAACGAACUGAGCAACUUUGAAGAAGUCCAGUCUUUUCCUUCUCCCUACUCGGCACAUUCCGAUGGCCACACCGAUCAUCGAAAUUGCUACUCUGCUGAUGGCCAUCAUCACAGCCAUGACGGCCACCACCACCACCACCACGUCCACGCCCACCAGCACCACCACAGCCCAGUGGCGGCAGUUGCCCCAGUUUCCAUCAAGGCCGAGUCUUCCGUCCGCCACAGCCCUGGCAGUGGAGCAGGCUCAGUGUCUCCCUCUUCGUCCAGCACAACCUCAAGGAGAAGCAAUGGCAUUCGCAAGAGCCCCAUUGCCAAAGCACCCAAGCCAGUUGUCAGACGUAUUUCUAACGGAAAGAAGGAGGGAGGAAACACUGAGAAGAAGGUGGGCCGCAGAAAGGGUCCUCUUUUGCCAGAGCAGCGAAAGCAAGCCAGCGAGAUAAGAAAGCUGCGCGCUUGCCUGCGAUGCAAAUUUCUUAAGAAGACUUGCGAUAAGGGAGAGCCAUGUGCUGGAUGCCAGCCGUCUCACGCUCGCCUCUGGCAGGUUCCCUGCACGCGAAUUGACAUCAAGGACAUUGGUUACUUCAUGAAGGACUGGAAGGCUGACUAUGAGAGGCACAUGGACCGCGGAGUGUCUGUCUACAAUGUCAAGGGCUUUGCUCAAAAAGAGACCCUCAUGUGGAUCACCCACGGCUACGGCUUUGCCCUGCCCGUCAUGGUCCGCGAGGUCUUUGUUGCUGAUGACAGCUGCUUCUCUGUCGAGUGGGUUGAGUCAUAUGUUGCUACUAGCGACACCAUUGACUUCGAGACCCGUACCGAGAAGCUCGACGUUGGUGCCGAGGGCAUCCGUCUCGAUGCCCUUUCUGAGUAUCUUGACAAGCACAUCGAAGGUCCCUUUGAAGACUUCAUUGAUGAUCACUUUGAGGGCACUCCCUUCAUCACUGAGAUUCUCAAGACUGCCCACCGCUACUACGUCAAGGAGAAGAUGCCCGUCAUCCGAAAGGCCCUUAAGUUGGUCCUUGCCUACAACUUGACUAUGCACAUCACCAUGGUCGAGAGCCAGGGCUCUGAGAUGCCCCUUGAUGGUCAGAUCGACGACGAAGACUCCAAGUACUACGGCCGUACCGUUGCGCCUGUCAUGAUCAACUUCCAGAUUAAGUGUGCUCUGGCUGACAUGUGGCGCGAGCUCCAGCGGGACAUCCUGGAAGAGCUCUCUGCCUUGUACUCUGGAGUCUACAGUGGCGAGAAGAUGAAGAACUGGCCUACCAUUUUCCUCUUGGCCUCAAUCCUGCUCGCCGUGUGGGAAGAGAUGCAGUUCGACUGCCACUACCGUGUUCCUGACCCUGUGGCGGUGAACAAGUUCUGCAACGACAUGGAAACGACCCCUGUUGGUGUUAUUGUGGGUCUCUUCCACGCCAUUUCUCAGAAGCUUCCCGCCUUCACCGACUGGGACACCCGUCAGCACGGCCACCUGCUUCACAACAAUGUUGCGGUCUGUGAUGCCAUGACCGAAGUGCGACAGCAUGUCAUCAAGCAUGAGGCCUACCUGCGAACCCGAAGAGAGGCCAAGUUUGAUCGCUAUGACUUUGAUUCGCUUUCCAACAAGUUCCUUUCAAAGCUUGUUAUCCGGGCCAACUAAACCAACAGUGGGCUUUUUCUAAUUUGCUUUUUUCGUCAUCUCAUAUUUUCCCUUUUUUUUCUUUUUUCCAAUCGUAAUGGGGCCGGUUCAGCUAGGCGGACUAGCCAUCAUCAUAUUCUUCACGACUUUCCUUUUACAUAUGAUUUUUAUACGGUCAUUCAGCGACGGCGUUGUGAUAAAGAUUCUCUCUGCAUAAAUCUUUGAGAACGACUUAUGAGCUCGCGAUCUACUCCACCUUAGCGUUUCUAUUCUCUUCAUGGGUUGACCGCCGCCAUGCACCACGACGUUAUUGCGGAAUGUCUUACGAGCCUGAUAUGACUUUCUUCCACGAAUGUAUGACUUGAAGAAGAAGAACUCUCUCUUUACAUCCUUAUGCACAUCUCACUCCCCCUCACCACUAUAUCUAUCUUUUGGCUUUUUGGUUUUGCGUUUUUCCAUCUUGGGCAGCUCAUCUACACUUACUUUUUAUUGCGGGGAUUUGCGAUUUGCGAUUUGAUUUUUUCUUGCUUUUUGAAAUGGAGAGAUACAGAUACUCUCAAAAUAUGUUCGUUAUGGGAUUACAAUGUUGCACGAUGUAGUAUUAUGGAAUCUACAGGCGGAGAGUGGUUAUGCAGCAUAGAGCGAACAUGCAUGGUAUUAGGCGCCUUGGGCCACGGCGUUUCGACCUGGCCUUGGAUGGAGUGGGAUGAUUUGAACACAUGGUGCCUUGAACAGUUAGGCAGUUGGGUGCGAUGGCUGGGCAUGCCACGAAUAAAAAAAGCUUUGACUUGUCUGUUAAUGGAAGCGAUUUGAUUUG